AUGUAUACGUCCGUGAUUCGUUACACAUUUCUUGUGUUUCUCGUCACCGUCGGUGUGGAGUCGCUCAUUGCCCCAAUUUGUAGUGACACUCAAUUUUUAGCGCCAUGUGAACGAUAUACAUGUAUUCACGUAUGUCAAAGAGUACAUGGAUAUUAUGCCAUUGGAGCAUGCAAAAAUGCAGUUGUGUGUCGUUGUUAUUAUGAUUGUAAACUUAAGGCCGGGAAUCAUAUCAGUAGUCAAGACGAUCAUGUACCUUUUCACCCUAAUGGUUCCCCUCAUAGUUUGCCUACUAUUAAAUAA
Molecule: messenger RNA, 300 nt
Organism: Lactuca virosa
Lineage: Eukaryota; Viridiplantae; Streptophyta; Magnoliopsida; Asterales; Asteraceae
Source: the annotation of a GenBank genome assembly